Insectozyma verbasci is the source of this 1134-nucleotide messenger RNA. The record is from the annotation of a GenBank genome assembly. NCBI's taxonomy places the organism in Eukaryota, Fungi, Ascomycota, Pichiomycetes, Serinales, Debaryomycetaceae.
AUGACUUCAUAUUCUGGAAAAGUUUUAAGAUUAUUAUCAGAAGGUUCAAAAGCAUAUUCAUUGAAAGAUUAUGCAUUAGCAUCUGAGAAAUAUGGAUUAGCUUGUGAGUUAUUUUCAAAUGAUUAUGAAGGUAAAGAAGAUGCAGAUUUAUUAUUAUUAUACGGUAAAGCAUUAUUUCAAAAUGGUGUAUCUAAAUCAGAAGUAUUUGGAGGUCAAGCACCAACAAACACAAAAGAGGAGGAGGAAGAAGAAGAAGAAGAUAAUGAUGAUUCCAAAGAUCAAUUUCAAUUUUAUGAUGGUGCUGAAACAUUAGAAGGUCAAGAAAAUCAAGAAGUUGAACAAGAAGAUGAUGAACCAACACCAAAAAUAGAAGAAGAACAAGAACAAGAACAAGAACAAGAACAAGAAGAUCAAGAAGAUGAUAAAUCAGAUUUUGAACUUGCUUGGGAAGUUUUAGAUAUUGCUAGAUCAUUAUUUGAAAAACAAGUGGAUGAAAAUUCAAAAGAUGGAGAAAAAUUAUCUGUUCCAUAUUUAUCAAAAGAUACAGAAUCAAAUAGUUACGUUGUUAGUUUGAAAAAAUUGUCUGAGGUUUAUGAUUUACUUGGUGAAGUGUCACUUGAAGCUGAGAAUUUCAAACAAGCAUCAGAAGAUUUAAAUAAGUGUUUAGAAAUUAGACUUAACUUAUACUCAUCAGAUGAUUCAUUAAUUAGUGAAUCGCACUAUAAAUUAGCAUUAGCUUUAGAAUUCGUAGAAGAGAAAGAUAAAGCAAAAGAUCAUAUAAAUUCAGCAAUUGAAUCAAUUAAAAAACGAAAUGAAAAUGAAAAAGAUGCUGAUAAAAUUAAAGAUAAUCAAGAAUUGAUAUCUGAAUUAGAAGACAAAAUACAAGACUUAUCUAAAGAAUCAAUUGAUGAUGAAUUGACAAAUGAUCAAUUAAAUGCAAUUAAAGGAAUUUUGGGUGAAGAAGUUUCAGGACAAAAGCAAAAUCCAGCGAAUGUAAUUGUAAAUAAUUUGAAUAAUAUAGUUAAGAAGAAGAAGAAACAAGAUACGAAAGUUAAUGAUUUAACAGGAAUGGUAAGAAAGAGAAAAUUAUCAAGUGAUGGGAAUAAUAAUAAUAAUAAGAAACAACAAAAAUAG